GAUGCCCACCAGGACGCCACAAGACGUCCCCAGGACGGCCUCGGAGGCCGCCCAAACGCCCGAACGUGGCCUCAGCGGGCACUUCCGUGGCCACUUUGGCUCCAUUGAUCUUGUCGAACGCUUUUUUUUGCGGCACCAGCUUCCCUCCGCUCGUGCCGCCCUUCUCGCGACUCGCCUGCCAGGCUCACUUCCGCACCGCUCGGACCUUGCCCGGCAGCAAUGUCGGCGCGGCAGAGCCUGCUGGCAACGCCCUGGGCCUUGCUGCUUUCGAGCUUGGCUUCGAGCGUGUCGGCAGCGGAGCCCCCACGGCGGUUGCGAGCGGGCAGUCCGACGCCAGGCCAUCCGGGCAGCUGCGAGACAGUCGGCAACACGGCGCCGUGCCACUGCAUCUGCCGUUGCGACGGCGAGGUGGUAGGCGCGAAGACUUUCACGGCCGACGAGCUCUCUGCGCAGGGUGACGGCUACUGCAGCACGGCCAGCACAGACAACUUGACAGCCCCGUGCGUGCAGUUCUGUUGGGAGCACAGCGGCUCAUGCGGAAGCACCCUCGAGGACAGCCCAGUCGGGAUGACCUGCACGAGCAUCGGUGAUCUGCCCGAGGUCAGCAGCGCCAGUGCGACGACCAGCGUGUCGGUCACGGUCACGGCCAUCGAGCACCUUCCGUGCAGUGGCGUCGGCGAGUCCUGCAGGAUUAAUGCCGAGUGCUGCGACGCGCGCUGCUCGAACACCCACCGUUGCCGGCCGGCGUUCUAGACGUUCUUCCUCCGUUUUUCGGUAGUUUUUUGCUGUCACAUCAUGGUCGGAUUGUCACAUGAACUUUCCAAUGUGCGGCCCCGCCUCAUCGCACGAUUCGUCUCAUCAGUCUGUGUACAGUGGAUUGGGGUGUGCUGAGGCAAGUGCAAGUGCCCGUGGCGCACCAUUUAAGUAUUGCGUGCACAGUGUGCUGGCUUGCCCACGAGGAGCGGACAGCACGACAACAUGCGUGAACCUUCAGAAGCCACGCCCGGGCAGGAAACAGACAGACAUGCCGCUUCUAGCGGACUCGCGAGAGGCCCCAAGAUGCAAGCAUAAGUCCCC
Molecule: messenger RNA, 1077 nt
Organism: Prorocentrum cordatum
Lineage: Eukaryota; Dinophyceae; Prorocentrales; Prorocentraceae
Source: the annotation of a GenBank genome assembly